UAAUGGACGAUCACUCUUCAUUCAGUUGCUGAACAACGGUUGCGUUUGGUUGCAGAUCGUUGAUUUCAUUACAAGCUUCGGUGGUGAAUCUUCUCGGAAAAAUACAAUCUCUGCUGUCCGCUCGGCCGCUGUAGCAAAAAUAUGCGUUUCGGAAGAUUAAUUAGCGGUGUUGUGUUGCUGCUGGGAGUAACCGCGCGUGUGGCAGGCAGCCGGGAGGAACCGAAAACGUUUCCGGGAGCGUCACUGGUGCUGCCGGCCGUUCUGCCAAUUCUUGGCACGAUCAUACCCACCCUCAUACCGGGCAUACAGGGUCCACCGGGAGCGCUCCCAGGAGUGUCCGUUUCGCACUCCACGUCCAUCGCCACCUCAGUGCACAAUCGACCGAUCGCUAUAAGCCAUAGUGGUUCGGUUUCGACCAACGGAAAUACGGAUGCUGGUUCGGGCGCUUCUGCCGGCUCGUCGCACCAUGGGUCCGUGACGGCCGAGAGUGCUUCAAGUACGAGGCGCAAAACUGGAUUCGCCAAGGCGCCACAGUUGAGCAAACGGUGGAGCAAAUUUUUCAAAAGGCUUGGUUAAAUUUGGAGAAUUACAGAGAGAGAGAGAGAGAGAGAGAGAGAGAGAGAGAGAGAGAGAGAGAGAGAGAGAGAGAGAGAGAGAGCAGAACAAGAUGAAAUUACGUUGAAUAUAAAAAGAAAAUAAAACCCUUCUUUUUGGGAAAAUAAAACAUACUUGAUACUUGAUCGUUGAUCGUCA
Molecule: messenger RNA, 753 nt
Organism: Anopheles gambiae (African malaria mosquito)
Lineage: Eukaryota; Metazoa; Arthropoda; Insecta; Diptera; Culicidae
Exons: 3
Coding region: 142-576 (144 amino acids)
Source: RefSeq, a predicted model, not a curated record